Frankliniella occidentalis (western flower thrips) is the source of this 1082-nucleotide messenger RNA. RefSeq names its product peptidyl-prolyl cis-trans isomerase E (gene cyp33). The transcript is spliced from 7 exons. Gene Ontology annotation, cellular component: intracellular membrane-bounded organelle. Gene Ontology annotation, molecular function: RNA binding; peptidyl-prolyl cis-trans isomerase activity. Bases 137 to 1039 code for a protein of 300 amino acids. Gene Ontology annotation, biological process: protein folding; protein peptidyl-prolyl isomerization. The record is from RefSeq and is a predicted model, not a curated record. Lineage: Eukaryota; Metazoa; Arthropoda; Insecta; Thysanoptera; Thripidae.
ACAACUAUUUUUUCAUUAAGUAAAGGCGGCGAAGAUCUGAAGAUCAAGAUGGCGCUACGUUUCCGAAACGUUCGAGCGAUCAAACAUAAACAAAUAUACGACCGGUCUGAAAAAAGUACCUGAUACUACGAGAAACAUGUCGAAUCCAAAGAGAACUAUUUAUGUCGGUGGUCUUGCAGAAGAAGUAGAUGAGAAAGUUUUACAUGCUGCUUUUAUACCGUUUGGUGAUAUUGUAGAUGUUCAAAUUCCCCUUGACUAUGAAUCAGAAAAACACAGGGGUUUUGCUUUUAUAGAAUUUGAAGCGGCAGAGGAUGCUGCAGCAGCUAUUGAUAACAUGAAUGACUCUGAACUCUUUGGACGAACUAUUCGUGUGAAUAUUGCCAAACCUCAGAGAAUCAAAGAAGGGUCCUCUAAACCUGUAUGGUCAGAUGACAAAUGGCUUCAAGAGCAUGCAGGGGAAACCCUUGAUACAGAACCAGAUGAUAAAAGCACGAACUCAGCAGAUAAAGACAAGCAGAAUGAAGCUGGAGAAAAGAAGAAGACCAAAAACCCACAGGUUUACUUUGACAUUAAAGCAGGAAAGUCUGAGUUGGGGCGAGUAAUUGUGAUGUUACGAGCAGAUGUUGUUCCCAAAACUGCUGAAAACUUCAGAUGUCUUUGCACCCAUGAAAAGGGAUUUGGAUAUCAAGGCAGUUCUUUCCAUCGUAUCAUUCCAGGCUUUAUGUGUCAAGGAGGAGAUUUCACAAACCACAAUGGAACAGGAGGACGGUCCAUUUAUGGAAAGAAAUUUGAAGAUGAAAAUUUUGAUUUGAAACAUACAGGACCAGGAACAUUAUCCAUGGCUAAUUCUGGUCCAGGAACAAAUGGAUCUCAGUUUUUCCUCUGCACAGCAAAAACAGACUGGCUGGAUGGAAAACAUGUAGUGUUUGGUCAUGUCAUCAGUGGUCUGGAUGUUUUAAAGAAAAUGGAGAAAUAUGGAAGUAAAGGCGGAGCAACUACAGAAAAGGUGGUCAUUUCAGGCUGUGGAGAAUUGUCAUAGAAAGGUUUUGAUUUCAAAUAUUAAAAACCAUGAAUGUAUUUUA